Molecule: messenger RNA, 1080 nt
Organism: Dovyalis caffra
Lineage: Eukaryota; Viridiplantae; Streptophyta; Magnoliopsida; Malpighiales; Salicaceae
Source: the annotation of a GenBank genome assembly
AUGUUUCACGAGCAAGGGCUGAAGGCGUUACUGUGGAUUUUUCAAGAAGCAAAGUCAUCUCGUGUAAUUUCAAGGAGAGAGUCACUUCCUAACAUGCUUAAUUUGAACAUGGACGGAGAAGAGUUGACAGAGCAAGAAACUGCAUUGUAUGAUCGCCAAAUUAGGGUUUGGGGUGCUGAUGCUCAACGAAGACUAAGCAAAUCCCAUAUAUUAGUUUAUGGAAUGAAGGGCACUAUUGCCGAGUUUUGCAAGAACAUUGUUUUGGCUGGAGUUGGAAGUCUGACACUAGUGGAUGGCAGAACUGUGACUGAAGAAGCACUGUCUGCUAAUUUUUUGAUACCACCUGAUGAAAAUGUUUGUAGUGGGAAAACUCUUGCUGAGCUUUGCUGUGACUCUUUGAAAGAAUUUAACCCCAUGGUCCGUGUUUCGGUUGAAAAAGGUGAUUUGGCAAGCUUUGGUGCUGAAUUCUUUGAUAAGUUUGACGUUGUAGUUAUUAGUUGCUGCUCCCAUACAACCAAAAAAUUGAUCAAUGAGAAGUGCCGGAAGUUAUCGAAGCGGGUAUCAUUUUAUACAGUUGACUGUAGAGAUUGUUGUGGUGAGAUCUUUGUUGAUUUGCAGAAAUAUAAUUAUGCGAAGAAAAAGCUUGAUGAAACUACUGAAUGCGAACUGCAAUAUUCAAGUUUUCAGGAAGCUGUUUCAGUGCCUUGGAGAUCACUUCCCCGGAAAGUCUCGAAGCUUUAUUUCGCUAUGAGAGUGAUUGAAAGGUUUGAAGAGGCUGAAGGACGCAAGCCAGGAGAAAUUUGUAUCGAGGACCUUCCUGCUGUUCUCAAGUUGAAAAGGGAACUUUGUGAGGCACAGUCUCUGAAUGAAUCUCACAUUCCCGAUGCCCUCCUCGAAAGAUUAGUUAUGGGGGCAAGAGAAUUCCCUCCAGUUUGUGCCAUCAUUGGAGGAAUCCUUGGACAGGAGGUAAUCAAAGCGAUAUCAGGCAAAGGAGAUCCCCUCAAGAAUUUCUUCUUCUUUGAUAGUGUGGAUGGGAAAGGCAUGAUAGAGGACAUAUCAGAUCCUAACACAAAUAGCUGA